AGAAUCCUUCUACACUAAAUUCAGGAUUGGUGAAAUUGCUGCUUUAGUGAGCCAUUUUUGAUGACAAUAACGAUGGGGGCUCGAGCGACGGAAACAACUCGGGAACUGGAAAGCACCUCUGUAAAGUAUCAAAUAGGAGGACAUGCAGAGAAAAUGUGGCAACGGCUCAAAGGAAUAUUACGAUGCUUGGUGAAGCAGCUGGAGAAGGGUGACAUUAACGUGGUGGAUUUAAAAAAGAACAUUGAAUAUGCAGCAUCUGUGCUGGAGGCAGUUUAUAUCGAUGAAACCAGGAGGCUUUUGGACACUGAGGAUGAGCUCUCUGACAUCCAGUCAGAUUCUGUCCCGCUGGAAGUACGGGACUGGUUAGCCUCUACAUUCACGAGGGAAAUGGGAAUAGUGAAGAGGAGACCUGAAGAAAAGCCCAAAUUCCGAAGCAUUGUGCAUGCUGUACAGGCUGGGAUUUUUGUAGAAAGGAUGUACCGUAGAACUUCUAGCAUGGUUGGUUUGGCUUACCCAGCAGAAGUGAUUGUAACAUUUAAGGAUGUUGAUAAAUGGUCUUUUGACGUAUUUGCCCUAAAUGAAGCAAGUGGAGAGCACAGUCUGAAAUUUAUGAUGUAUGAGCUGUUUACUCGAUACGACCUUUUGAGCCGUUUCAAGAUCCCUGUUCCCAAUCUUAUUACAUUUGCUGAAGCUCUUGAGGUUGGUUAUAGCAAAUACAAAAAUCCAUAUCACAAUUUGAUCCAUGCAGCUGAUGUUACUCAAACUGUGCAUUACAUAAUGAUUCACACUGGUAUCAUGCACUGGCUCACAGAACUGGAAAUUUUAGCAAUGAUAUUUGCAGCUGCCAUCCAUGAUUAUGAACAUACUGGGACCACAAAUAAUUUUCAUAUUCAGACAAGGUCAGAUGUUGCAAUAUUGUACAAUGAUCGUUCUGUUCUUGAAAAUCAUCAUGUAAGUGCUGCUUAUAGACUCAUGCAAGAAGAAGAGAUGAACAUUCUGGCAAAUUUAACCAAAGAUGACUGGAGGGAGUUGCGUAGCUUGGUCAUUGAGAUGGUCUUGUCUACAGAUAUGUCGGGUCAUUUUCAACAAAUUAAAACAAUGCGACAUACUCUACAGCAGGCAGAGGGGGUAGACAAAGCCAAAGCCAUGUCUUUGAUUCUACAUGCAGCAGACAUAAGCCAUCCAGCAAAAUCGUGGGAACUGCACUACCGGUGGACCAUGGCCCUGAUGGAAGAAUUUUUUCGACAGGGAGACAAGGAGGCUGCUUUAGGUCUUCAGUUUUCGCCACUCUGUGACCGCAAGUCUACUUUGGUAGCUCAAUCCCAAAUAGGUUUCAUUGAUUUCAUAGUAGAACCAACAUUUUCUCUUCUUACGGACUCAAUGGAGAAAAUUGUUAUGCCUCUUAUAGAGGAAGCAUCAAAAUCUGAAAGUCCUGCAUUUGGGAUACCCGGCCAGAAUAGUUUGGGAGCAGUAAGCAAUGCUGAAACACAAAGACGACACAAUUUUAAAACUACAGCAAGUGAUGGAGGGACUCACACAGAAAAUUCUCUAGCAACUGUAGACCUAACAAGCUUUAAGAACAACUUGAUGCAGAUCAUUCAAGCAAACAAAGAAAGAUGGAAGGAAUUAGCAGAAGAAGAAGAACUUGUGAGAAAUGUUGAUGAACAGGAAAAAGACCAGAGCAGAAAUUCCACAGAUGCACAGUUACAGGAAGAGACAAGAAGCAUACAAAAUGAGAGUAGUCAGGGAAGCGAUGGUACAACCUGUCCUACCAGAUCCAUCGUCCUACAAGUAGUCACUUCCGACACUUCUCUGAGUGAUGAAUCCAACUCAGAAAAAUGCACUAACUCUGAUCCGAACCAGAAAGAUCUCACCGAUGCCCAGCAAGAAACACAGAAUACAGACCCACUGAAUGGUGAGCCUAUACACUGUAAGAAAUCAGAAGAUAUAGUAAAAGCCGCUGAGCAAAAACAAGCACUGGUACACAACUAGAUUUCCUAUUUCUUAAAAGCUUCUGAUAUUUCAGGCAGGACAGGAGAAAAGAAGAACACUGUCUGUUCCUGCACCUGUGCUCUCAGAGGCUGUUAUCUGUCACCUUAUUCUUGGAUCAUCCUGUUUCUGUGGAGAGUGAUUGGACAAAAUGAUCAAAAGUGUAAAACAUUAAACCCUGAGCUGGUAACUCAAGGCACUUAACAACUCUCAAAAUUUCAGUUGUAUUUGUUGUUGUUAUUUCCUCUUCUAUUCUGCUUUCUUAAACUAGCCAAAAUGAUUUUUUCAGCCAAAGUUGGACAUCGCUCUGUUGUUAUCACUGACACCAGACAUUUCCAAUUAAUCAUGAGACGUGAAAACAUGGCGAUGAUCAUCUGCACUGGAUUGCUGUUACAUGUCACUGCUACUGGCAUCCAAUAGAAGUGGAAAGUCAAAAUGAGAUGUUGCUAUAGACACUUGUUCAUGCAACCAUGCUGCAUGCAACAUUGAAGUUCUACUCGUUAGCUUCCUUUAAAUAUCUGGAAUUAAAAAUAUGUAGACUGUGUGGGAAGUUCUAGAGUUGUACAGAUGAGCCUGCGUGAAUGAUGACUCUUUCCCUUUGCGGUGGCUGCCAUAUGGAGAGAAAUGGUGUUUAAGAAAUCAGUAUUUGAAAACCUCUUUAAAAUUAAUUAAAUAGCAUCCAGUAUUAUGAUUAAAACAUUCUCAGUCCAACAGUGUUUUCUCAGAUGUCACAGCAGUGGUGUCAGCCCUACCAUGAAGCUGGUGCUUAUUGUUUUGUAGGCGGAAGAGACUGCUACAUGAAUACCUGGAAAUUGCUUCGUUUCAGCAGAGUUCUGCCUCUCAGGCAGAACUGGAAGGUGGCACUAAGACCUUACAUCAUGGUUUUUCUCAAAUGCAAAGUUGAUGACAAGUAUGCAACAAAGUCCUUCCUUGCCUUGUUUCAUUAAAAGGAAACACCAGAGCAUCUUUCUCUGAGAGGCAGCGAAAGCGGAGCACGCAGGCGGUUACCUCUGCGAGAAGUCUCAGGAUGAGCCAUCCAGCCCCAGCUGUGCCCGGAAAGAGACUUCAUGUUCAUCUCUGCUUCCCUCAAGCUGCACGGGCCCCUCGGCUUGCCCCUCGGCCUCAUGCAGACUGCCAACAACCUCAUUGCAACAACUGCUGCAGCCUACCAGGAAUCCUCCACCCCCCUCUUCAGGUUGCACGCUCGCGGGUGAGUUGGGUCACUGCAUUCCCCAUUCCCCUUUUUGGACCCCGUGGUUAUUACCUCACUGACCAAAAAGUCUGCAAUCAGCCAUGGUCUGCUCUGAAGAGGACUCAUGGGGGCAGUGGCUCUCCCCUCUACGCAGAGGCCUGUGUACUACUCACCUGCUGCUUCAGGGAUCUAACCAGAGCUCAAGCGUAACAUAGGCACCAGGCUCAGCCUCAAUAAGGACACGUUAUCCCCCAAGUGAAGAAGGAAUAGUAAACCAAUCACCCCAUAUUGAGGGAAGCGUACACAUCCAUACCUUUGACUGUCUCCUUUCUGACAGCACAACCGUUGAAAUUGAGCUGGGAACAAUACAAACUCUGAGCCCUGGGAUAAGGGCAUGCCAAAAGGUGGAAUUUCUGUUGUUGAAUAUGUAAGCCAUAUACACACUAUGCAUAAUUAGUGUGCAUAGUUUUAACUUAAGAAAUGUUUGUGCAUAUAGGUUGUAAAAAGUGCAUUUAAACUGUUUUGUGUAUCUGGUCCAGGGCUUGUAUUUGGCAUGGACAAAGUUCUGUACAGUGCAGUUAAAGAAUGAAAUGUUAACGAAUGAAAUUGUAUCAUAUAUGUUAUAAUGCAAUUGAUAUUUUUUGCUAAGAGUUAAGAAUUUAUAUAUUAUCUGCCAGUGUUUGAGCAAAUCAUUAGUAGCCUGGAUCACUCCAUGCACCUUUGCAAUCCUUUUUGGGGAAUGUUGGGCAAAUUUUUUCCUUUAUAAUGAAAUGUAAACCAUCUUAUGGUUUCUCAUAGUCAUUAUGACAAAAGAAGCAUAUUGUUUAUAUCAGACUUUUUUUUUUAAUGUAAAUUGCCAUAUCUUAUGGCAGUAGAAAAUCUUGUUUAAGAUCUGAGAAUUUUGGUUUUAUGUCUUUUCUCUCAAGACAUGGGACCUUAUUUCAGAUGUGUCUGCAGUCCCACCAAAUUUGAAAAGAUCAAAAGAUGACUGGUAUUUUUAAAAAUUAGGCCAGUUAGAUCUUUGUAAUGUUCUUCAAUAUCGUGAUUUAUGCUUCAUCGAGAACAGAAGUCAGGAGCAAUCCAAAUGUAAUGUUCUUAUUGUAUUUUCAAUUUCAGACUUUUACUGUAGUUGAACUUGACUUUUUGUUUCUGUAUCUCCGUCCCAUCACCAUUGAGAUACUCUGCAGAAGUUUUCUCCUGGAAAUAGAAGCAGAAGUUAUAGCUGAUUCUGCAGUCUACUGGGAGCAUCCUGUGGGGCUCUUGGUGUCCUGUUGUUAUACCCGGUCCUUUGAUCUCCCACUGCAGAGGCUAGGAGGAAUUCCUGAUCUCAUAGGAGGUACUCAGUGCCUGCAGAUCUCCUUCAUUAAUAUAGAAAUGUGAGUUGUGUAUAAAUAUUCCUACUUGCUCAUUUGUAUUCAGUUUUAAUCACUGUGGUAGAUGUUACUGAAAUACAAGCAGAGUCCUUAUUUUUUCUUUAAA
Molecule: messenger RNA, 4660 nt
Organism: Cygnus olor (mute swan)
Lineage: Eukaryota; Metazoa; Chordata; Aves; Anseriformes; Anatidae
Gene: PDE1A
Product: phosphodiesterase 1A
Exons: 17
Coding region: 61-1992 (643 amino acids)
Biological process (GO): signal transduction
Molecular function (GO): 3',5'-cyclic-nucleotide phosphodiesterase activity
Source: RefSeq, a predicted model, not a curated record